This is a messenger RNA of Caenorhabditis briggsae, 1764 nucleotides long. The transcript has 7 exons. NCBI's taxonomy places the organism in Eukaryota, Metazoa, Nematoda, Chromadorea, Rhabditida, Rhabditidae. The coding region runs from base 1 to 1764 and encodes 587 amino acids. The record is from RefSeq and is a predicted model, not a curated record.
AUGAACGACAAAUAUCCGAGAACACAAACACCUCGAGUAUACGGCAAACAGGAUCAAUUGUUCGGACGACGCCGUUUAGAGCCAAUCCUGCAAAUAUCUUCGCCAAAAACCGAGUCUCCAACUGGACGAAUCGCUCAUUGGUUUCCAGAAAAUCCAGAUUUGCUCAGCCCACCACCGCGGGUCAAUACUUGGUCUUCAGUAUCGAAUGAUCUCGAAUCGCACAAAAAGGAGUAUAAUAGCACAUUCACACAAGCUCAAUACAGUGAAAAUUCGUCGAAUCUCCCAACGAGCAUGAAUUCUCCAUACGAAAUGAAAUUGGACGAAGUCAAAGACGAGCUAGAAAAAAUCGAUGUGAAUUCAAAAAACGCGGAAGAUGAGAAAUCGAGAAUUGAGAAGAUUCGAGAAGAUUGGAAAGCAAAAGAAAUGACAGAUCCAGAAAAUUGGCCGAAAUUGAAAUUGAAAGAGAAUUAUGAUGAGGACCCGCUCUAUCAGACGAAGCAAAGCGAGGUAGAAGGGGAUUUGAAGAGAUUUAGGCAUUCGAAAAUGACCACGAAAACUAGUGAUGAGCAAUGUUCGGAGGAAGAAGAAGACCUAGAGGAAGAAGAUGAAGAAGACGUUGAAGCGGAACGAGUGAUUCAGGAGAAUAGCAGUGAGGAUAAUCGAUUUGAGGCAUCGGAAUUGAUUGAAUACAAGUGUCAUGAUUGGUGUAUUGCGUUGAGAAUCGAUCGGCAGAAAAUGGAAAAUGGCGAUUAUCAGCUGCUCGUCUACAGUUACAAGCGUGGCAUCGAACGUCUGAUCGUCUCAAUUCAACAAAUUGAUUCACUCGGAACGUCUCUCCUCUUCAAAUAUCGUUAUCGAGCAGACAACCAAUCAAUCGACGUCGUUCAAAUCUAUUCAGCACUUCCGUCAACCGGUCUAGUCAGUCUAAAAUAUCGAACGAAUAAAAGCAUCGAGUUGCGAAUUUAUGGACUUGUGAAUUUUGUGGAUUUCGAGAAGGAUCCUGGACAGUUCUCGCAUUCGACAAUGAUAUGGACCGACGUGAUUGGACCGAUCUAUUUGACGCCGGCAGAGAGAACAAAUAUUCGAAGAAAGAGUCAAUAUUCAGAGAAGAACCUGUUCGCACCACUCAGAAUGUGUCAAUUUACCGUUAAAUCCGACUUUUCAAACUCUUUGCCGAACGGAAGUAUGAUCAAAUGGAACGUAACCGCCUAUACUGCAUUACAAGAAGAAGUACAGAAAGAUGGCAUUGGACGCAAUUUCUGGCCGGCCAGAAUCAUUCGAAUGGACGAUUUGGUUGUAAAAAUGAAGAUUCUUGCACGAGAAGUGAAUACAAAAGAAAUGCAACACAAAUACCUUCAGAAUAAUACAAACGGUGGAACUACUCUAACCUCUCAAUCGAAUCGAGAUCUUCGUGUCUUUUGUGGUCCUCAUCUCACUGGAAUUCUCAAUUCCGCCGGUCCCAAAUAUUUCCAAGAGGGAACUAUGAUGGCAUUCGUUGUUCCUUAUUAUCAGAAUCGAGAAUUCGCCUAUUUCGAAGCGCUGAUCGCUGGACCGCCCAGAGUCGUUAUGAUAAUUACCGAAGGACGUUAUCUCAGUUAUACACCCAAGACAUGGCCAUCGAGGGUGCAAACGAUGAGAGAGAAGUAUAAUAAGAUCUGUGAGACAAAACCAAUAGUCCGUCCACUACCAACCAGCAUGAAACUCGACGAAUACCGUCAAAAAUAUCGUCUCGGAUUCAAAGAAUUCAAUUUUGAUUUUCAAUAA